CCCCCGCCCCCGUUGCUCCCCUUUCUCCCCGGGCAGCUUCGGGAUGCCCUGUCCCCCCGCAGCGGGGCGGUCUGUCCCGCCUGCCCGCCCGCCUGCCCGCAGGCAGCGGGGCCUGCCCGCCCCCUCCUCGCCCUCCGGGGCCGCCUCCUGCCCCCGCGCCCCACGGCUUUCCGUUGCCCCCCCGGUCCCGUCACCCUGCUCCGCCUCUCUUCCCUCCUGUCCCGUCCCCGGGCCAACCCCCCCCGCAGGGAUCCCCACGCUGCAGGAAUUGCCCACGUCCAGGCGCUUUCUGUGCUGAGCCCCUUGCCCUGCCAGUUUCUGGAUGCUAAGCACCUCCUGCUCAUGCAGCUGAUGAAUGCGUGAAGAAGCUGACCAGGAGAGGGACUCUUAAGCAGCUGCUAAGAUGGGCAUGAGGAUCAAAUUGCACAGCACCAAUCACCCCAACAACCUGCUGAAGGAGCUCAACAAGUGCAGGCUCUCCGAGACCAUGUGCGAUGUCACCAUUUUGGUGGGCACCCGCUCCUUUGCCGCACAUAAGGCUGUUCUGGCCUGCGCUGCAGGCUACUUCCAGAAUCUUUUUCUGAACACGGGGCUGGAUGCUGCUAGGACCUACGUAGUGGAUUUCAUCACGCCAGCCAACUUCGAGAAGAUCCUCAGCUUUGUGUACACCUCGGAGCUCUUCACGGACCUGAUCAAUGUGGGCGUCAUUUACGAGGUGGCGGAGCGGCUGGGCAUGGAAGAUCUGCUGAAGGCCUGCCAUUCAACCUUCCCUGACUUGGAGAGCUCAGCCAUCACGAAGCAACCCUCCCUGGCCAUGAGCAAAGGCCGGUCAGGUCCUCUGAGCAGCACCUCCUCAGAGCAGAGCCAUUCCUUGGGUGAAAUCCGGAGCGGCGGGGAACACUUUGGCCCUGAACGGAGUUACAUCUUGCACGGAGAAGUGGCAGGCAGCUACAAAGAGGAUGACAGGAAUACCGUGAGUGAAACCAGCCAAACUCUUCCCCUGAUGCAUCCGCAGCAGCCUCCCAAGACAGAACAGGAGUCAGAUCAAGGGCAGUUUGCUCCUGCCGCGAGCAUGGUGACCCAGCCCAGCCUGGGCAGCAUGAACAUUAUUGUUCAAACCACUACAAGCUCCUGCCAGCAGUAUAAGGUCCAGAGCAAUGGUGACUAUGGCAAGAGUGGGUUCUUCACUGCUGAUCCUUCCCUGGACAUCUCCGUGGGGAGUAACUCCUGUCCCAGCAACAGCGACCACUCUAAAGAGCAAGGUUUUGGGCAGAUGGAUGAGCUUCAGCUGGAGGAUUUGGGCGAUGACGAACUGCAUUUUGAAGAUGCCAGUGAAGAGCUGGGCCCGUCGGAAGAAGUUAUUGAGCUGAGCGAUGACAGUGAAGAAGAGCUGGCCUUUGAGAACGACAGCCGGGAUAGCAAGGCCAUGCCCUGCCAGGUGUGCAAGAAGGUUCUGGAGCCCAACAUACAGCUGAUCCGCCAGCACGCGAGAGAUCAUGUUGAUCUACUCACUGGGAACUGCAAGGUCUGUGAAACCCACUUCCAGGACCGUAACUCCAGGGUCACUCAUGUUUUGUCCCACAUCGGCAUCUUUCUCUUCUCCUGCGACAUGUGCGAGACCAAGUUCUUCACCCAGUGGCAGCUGACCCUCCACCGACGAGAAGGGGUCUUCGACAACAACGUCAUCGUCCACCCCAGCGACCCGCUACCGGGGAAGAUCACCAUGUUUGGGGGAGGCCCUAGCUCAGAGCUGGCAUGUGCUGCCUGCGGGAAGCCUUUGGCCAAAGAUUUCCACACUGUCCGCAACCACAUCCUGGAGCACGUGAACUUGAAAAGCCAGACGUGCGGUGUGUGUGACCAGAGGCACCUCAGUCUCUGCAGCCUGAUGUGGCACACCCUGUCUCACCUGGGGAUCUCAGUCUUCUCCUGCUCUGUUUGUGCCAACAGCUUCGUGGAUCGGCACCUCCUGGAGAAGCACUUGGCCGUUCACCAGAACAUGGAGGAGGCUCUUUUCCGGUGCCACUUCUGCGGCCAGAGCUUCAAGCUGGAAGCAGCGUAUCGUUACCACGUCAGCCAGCACAAGUGCGGGGGCAGCCUAGACAUCCGACCCAGCUUUGGAGACCGUCUCCAGCAGCAGGGCCUGCAGAAGAGGAAGCUGCCGGAGGAGUUCCUGAGCGAAGACUUGGCACUGCAAAACCAGCCAGGCAACAGCAAGUACAGCUGCAAGGUCUGCGGGAAGAGGUUUGCCCACACCAGUGAAUUCAACUACCACCGGAGGAUCCACACCGGAGAAAAGCCCUACCAGUGCAAGGUGUGCCACAAGUUCUUCCGCGGCCGCUCCACCAUCAAGUGCCACCUGCGGACACACUCGGGAGCCCUCAUGUACCGCUGUACUGUGUGCGGGCAUUACAGCUCCACGCUCAACCUCAUGAGCAAGCACAUAGGUGUGCACAAAGGCAGCCUCCCCCCGGACUUCACCAUCGAACAGACUUUCAUGUAUAUCAUCCAUUCCAAAGAUGCGGAGAAAAACACGGACAGCUGAUGGGGUGAGGCAGGGCAGGGCCAGCAAAGGAGCAAAUACUAAUUACAGAAGCUGUGGAAAAAAUGUCAUUUAUUUUAUUUAAAGGUCAGGCAUCAUGGAUGGAAUCCUCCUUUCCUAUUUUUUUUUUUUCUGUUGGCCUUGGUAGGGCCUUUUAGAUUGGUGGCAUUGUACAAAUUAACAGCACGUAAGCUACAUCACUGUUUCCAAGAAGUCUGUCGUGUUUACUUACCUCUGGUCCUGUUAGAGGCCAUCGAGUUCUGUGUUUUUAGCAUUUCUCACUAAGUUUUGAAUCUAGAUUUUUUUUUUUUAACCUUUUAGCCCACUUGACUAGGCUAACCCUCAGUCUGAGAUUGUCCACAAACUGAUGCUGCUAAGAUUUUUCACACCUGACCUCAGUAGAGAGGGACAGAGCCAGAGCAGGGUGGUGCUGGACUCAAAGAAAAGGAAAACAAAAAAGAAAAAAAUGGAAAAAAAGACUCGUUCUGGGCAUCACUCGGGUUCUGCUGCUAUUGCAAGGAGAUGAGCAAAGUCCGUAUCACAGAAUCAGCUUUGAAGUUGUUGCUCCGUUGCAGGGGAGGUGAGCAGGCAGCAUGUGAGCGACACGCUGACAUGCAAAUGAGCAGGGAUACCUGGCGGUAAAUGAGCAGGAGGGUGAUUGUCGCUCACAAGGGCAGUUCCCGGGCGGUGCCGCUGCGCUCCGGGAGCCCUGCCCGAGCAGGCAGCGUGGCGGGCGGCUUCUCUGCCAUUCCCGUGACACGCUGCUCGCUCAUGCCCCGAGACCCUGUCUCCAAAGGAGGAGAUGGAGGCUUGACACCACCUCUCUGAAGAGCCGGAGCAGCAGGGCGGCUGCGUGGAAGGAAAGAGACGGAUGCAUGAGCAGAGGGAGCUCUCAGGAGAGUUGCUGGACUGGAGAGGGCAGGGGAAGCAGGUUCAUGUCAUGGGCUGGCUGCUCCUUGGGAGAUAUUUUGUGACGGCAUGGUCACGCCUAACUUCUGCUGGCCUGCAGCUGACCAUUGGGAGCAUGCUGACGUCUUCGCGGCUCUCUUCUGCCAACGGCAGCUGUGCACGUCGUGCUCUGCCGGCACUGUGUGUCCCAAGGGCUGCCAGUUGCUGGAAGCGCUGGAUGCCAGAGAGUGGCGUCACUGCAGCUGCGUGGAUCCCGUCAGAUGAGACGUGAUGAAGCUGUUGCCUUAACGCCCAAGAAGGUACCUCUGAGCUCUCUCUGCUGAAGGGAUAGCCCCCUCCCGUGGCUGCCGCCCUGGAUCACCGUGUCCCGGACACGUCUCGUGGCAAACGUGUGUUGCAGGAUGUCGCUGGUGCGAUGUGAGUUCGUUCAUCGUCUGUCGAAUCGUGCUGUAACUUCAGCAGGCACCGGCUGGGGGCUGCAGCAGAGCAGCUGCGGGAGCCGGCAGCGAUAGCAGCUGGUGAGAACCUCGGCUCAGCCUCUCCUGGACGCGCGUCAGGCGUGGGCUGGGGACUCCUCGGCACGGUGGGCUCUCCCGGCUGUGCUGGCGAGGUCAGCUCUGCCGGCAGUGUUUACACCAGGAAGGGUGGGGAUCGGCUUUUUGCUAUGUUACCCUGCUGUGGGGCAGAGAUGGAGAGGAACAAAUAUUUCCGAUGCCGCAGCAUGAGUUAUGGCUGCCCUUAGGUAACUCAUUCUACCUCACAAACAGGAAGCGCUCAGGGCUUUCAAGCCACAGUCGUAGUAAAUUGGCUCCUGCGCUUCUGUAAAGAUAUGCUGUUACAAAACAAAACUAGUGAUUUGCAAACCCUGUAAACUCAUCCCGCUUUCCCCUCCUUUUGAAGGGACAACCCGUGGCAGAGGAGCGGCAUGGGCUGGACACGUGGUUGGUGAGCUAGGAAUUCCUGGGGGUUGCUCCCCCCGCUCCGCUGUGGCCUUGGGCAAGUCACUUCACCUCUUUGCCUCAGUUUCCUCAUCUGUAAAAUGAGGGCGGUAACACUUGUGGUACCUACCUACCUCCCGUGAGCGCAGUGAAGAUUGCUGGCUCGUACCUGCCAAGUGUGUGGGAGAUGCAGAGCGCUUAGUGAAUAUUGACAUUUAGCAUCCUAGGGAAAUGACAGCCUCCGUCCUUUCCUGUUCUGUACCAAUUCCUGGACCUGGCUGGGUUGGUUUACUCCUGCUACAGCCUUCCCCAUCGAAAGCAAACUUCUCUUUAGCCCCGUCCACAUCACAGUCCUGUGAAACAAGCUCUGCAGCAAUACAAGAAGUGGGGGGCGGCUCUGCCGCUGCGCCUGCGGAGGGGCUGGGGGAAGCAGCAGUGUGGGUGCUGAGGGGCAGCAGCGCUGCAGUGUCCCCUGCGGUUUGCAGAGCACGACUCCCCAUCGGCUGGGCACGUUGCUGUUGGGAGCGGGAGGAGUUUGCAUCCCAGGGAGAGGGGGUUUGGAGGGUGCGGAGAUGUGCAGCUGCUUGAAAGCCCCUGCCCGUCAGCUCCAUCCGUCUGGUUUGCCUGGAAAGCGGCGUUUCCACCACGGCAGCUCCGGGUCCAGCUCCACUGUGACAGGGGAAGAGGCAAGAGUCAGUGUCGAGCUGUGUCCCCGCCGGCAGUGCUGAGCCCUGGCCGGACCUAGUGACUCUUCCCAGGCAGCUCCUUCAUCCUGAGCAUGGGUCAUCCUCAGUCACCCCGGGGACCUGCAGUCCCCGAGUCCGAUCCCACUGCACAGAGGUGGGGUGGGAGGAACGGACCUUGCUGAGGUGGAAUGGGAGGACAAGGCUGAGGAUGAGGCUGUUGGGAGUUUGUGUCCUUUCCCCAAUUCCUCUAAUAUUGGCUGGGUUUGGGACCAGCUGGCAUUGCCCUGGGAGGUGUUAAACUGGAUUGGUCCUGAUUUUGGUGCCUGGAGCCUGUCUUCAGAGGAGGAGAGGCACCAAAGCGAUCACCAACCCUGGGGCUGUCCAGGCUGUGCCGCGUGUGCUGCUGGAGCUCUGGUUUCCAAACUCCGGUCUCAUGGUGCCGGUCGGUUGCCAGGCCAUAGUCUGUGAUCUCUAGCUGGUCUGCAGAGCCAUGUUUAGCCUAGUGUUGUUAAGUUUAAAAGAAAAAAAAUAUUUUGAGAACACAUGGCGCUCUAGGAAAGCAUGGGAGUUGAAGGCAGUUUGCUGGAGGCUCCUCUGAGGACCUCUUUGAGUUACAGGGUUUCUUUGUUGUCCUGGUGGUGGCAAGGCGGGCUGGUAGACAGGAAUGGAUGUGACCUGCUCUGCUCUGGCGAUUGCUAUGAAGGAUGUGAGGGAGGCAGACAAGGCUUAGGAGAGCUGAGUCCUUAAAGCCUCAAGACCCUCCUAAAAUGUCCCAGAAGCUGUGAUGAGCUUUUGGAUGGGUUGGGGUGCUGCCACACAGUAGCAUCUGCAGCCCCAUAUCUAGUUAAGCUGUGAAGCAAAAGCCUUUUGUGCACAUAAACCAAAAAGAGAAGCUUUUACACUGAAACGUUAAUGGGCAAAGCAAGCCCACCCUUCUAAGCACAGGGACAGGAAAGCAAAAGCCCACCUCGUUUUCUGCUGGUUGUUUUUGGUUGUGGGGAUGGGGUGGGGCGACUGGGUCUUUGGCGUUUCUGUGUCUUGGAUUCUUUCCUGUGUUAUAAUUAAUUACUGCCACAUGAAAUAUCCUGAGACCAGCAGCGGGUCCCGUCUGCAGAGGGGCUGCAGGGACAGAUCUGGACCUGCAGCGCUCCUGCGCUGGGCUGGCCUCGCGCUGCAGCUCCUCCUCGGAGGGGUUGUCCCAAGAGGGGUCAGAGACCUGCGCUCUCCCUCCCCUGGCAGGGUCCUGGGCCUCUCCAAGCCUGCGGCCAGCGUCAGAGCUAUGUCGUCCCUGUCCCCUCGGCAGUGGGGCUGUCCCCGAGUCCGGCCAGCCUGGCCGGGAGUCCCAGCGUUCCUCCAGGAAGCUGUGUGGAUGGAGCAGUGGGGCUCAUCCGAGCCCCCCACAGGCUUCGUUGCCCCGAGGAGCCGUAGCUCCAACCUGGCUGCGUUGCGGCGGAGGCACCCGGUGAUGGCAGGGGCUCCCGGCCAGCGGCGCGGGGCUCUGUGUGUGUGCCGGGGGCGCAGCCGCGCACGGCUCUGCGCUGGUGGCCAGGCGCUGUUCCCAGUGGUGGGGAGCUGGGGUGGGGACCCCGCGCCUGCGUCCGUUCCUCGCUCCGCCGCUGACUCGUGGCGUGGCCUUUGGCAAGCCGGCUCGCCUCCUGGCCUCGCUUCCCCCCACUGUGAACUGGGGGGGGGACACACACAACACUUACCUACCUCGCCUGGGGCGGCUGUGAGGUUUAACUCGCGUUUGCAAAGUGCUCUGGGAUCCUCGGGGUGCAGGAAGGGAAUGCGGAGGGGAAGUGCUUCGCCAUGAGCUGUGCUGGCGGUGUUCGCCGAGAGCGGCCGGGUCGUGAGUCCUCGUGGGAAACCCUGACACAAAAUCCCUCUCCAAAAGGCAGUGCUUCGAGACUGGUCUUACUCUGUCUAAUCAACCGCAAAGUUCAGUUUUAUUCUCCCCUUUCUCAAAAGAUCCAGGUCUCUUAACAGAAUAAUUAAGCAGAAGAAAAAGAGUUGAAUUGCUGUCUAACCUUUUUGUUAAGUUAAUAGUAGGUACUGACCUCCUGAUAUUUAAGUGUUUACUAUCUCUUUGCUGUAAAGUUUUGUAUAUUUUGUAAACUUUCCCCCCAAACAGUAGAUGUCUAAAAUUGUUGUACAUCGGGUUCUUUUAUACUCCAUUGUUCAGCACAAAGUGUGGUUUUUAUUUAGAAUAAUAAAAUGCAAAAUGUU
This is a messenger RNA of Phalacrocorax carbo (great cormorant), 7298 nucleotides long. The record is from RefSeq and is a predicted model, not a curated record. NCBI's taxonomy places the organism in Eukaryota, Metazoa, Chordata, Aves, Suliformes, Phalacrocoracidae.